GUGUAACACGACGCUAGCUGUCUCACGCUCGCGCACACGCCUGAGCGCCGCGCAACGCACCGCGCUACGGCUGGACGCGCGCAGCAGUCCUUAGGACAAAUACAAAAGCCAGCGCGUGCAAUUCCGGGCGUCGCCGGGCGCCGCAAGAAAGCUUUGCGCAUAGCUGCUCUCGGCAGCCCCCCGCGCGCGGGCGUCAACGCCGCCGCGGCACCAGCAACGCAAGCAUGGCCGGCCGCAAGAUGACGCCCAAGGGCCAGAUGGCCUUCGGCGGCGGCCCGCCGAUCACGCACCUGCCGCCGGCCAUGAAGGCCAUGUUUCAACCGGGCCCUCCGUUAAUCUUCCGGGAGCGGCCGGUCAAAAGGAAGCCGCCGCCCUACUCUGGCGUGGCCAAGUAUCUCGGGUUGUUCGAGACGACGGAGCCGCCGGCACGUGUGGUACAUGAGACGCCGCGCGACAAACGAGAAAAACGGAAGAAAGCGAAGGCUGAACAGCACCAGCGCGAACUCGAGGAGGAAAUAAAGAAGUGGGACCCGCACAAGCCCUCGUCUGCCGUUGCCAGUGUGACUACAAAGGACGCGUACAAGACGUUAUUCGUCGCUCGCCUGUCAUAUGACACCACAGAAGACACGUUGCGGAGGGAGUUCGAGGCCUACGGUCCUGUUAGUCGUAUCAGAGUCGUGCACAAGCGCGAUGCGAAUGACGUCCUGACCGGUAGUGAUGAGGGAGACGCUCCGCGAGGUUACGCGUUCGUCGAGUUCGAGAAGGAGGAGGACAUGCGCCAGGCCUAUAAAAGGGCUGACGGUAGGAAAGUAGACGGGCGGCGCCUCCUGGUGGACGUCGAGCGGGGGCGCACGGUCGCGAAGUGGCGUCCCCGCAGAUUGGGGGGUGGUUUAGGAGCGACGCGGCGCGCGGGUGGGCCGCCGCGAGCCGCCGCGCGGCCCGUUUCUCGUCCGCAGCAGUCGUACGGCGCGCGGCCGUCAUAUCAGAGCGGGCCGCCGCGGCGGUACCGGUCGCGGUCGCGCGACAGGGGCUACGAUAGGAGGCGCUGAGUGAUCACAGGACCUAAUCGUACUUAGGAAACAUUCUCACUUGUGG
This is a messenger RNA of Pelagomonas calceolata, 1095 nucleotides long. Lineage: Eukaryota; Pelagophyceae; Pelagomonadales; Pelagomonadaceae. The record is from the annotation of a GenBank genome assembly.